GGCUGCGUGCACGCACUUGGCAGACGGCGUCGAGGCGACAGGACGGGACGGGACAGGACAGGCGCUUGGGCUGUGGUCGCUUUGCCCUCGCACAAUAAGAUCAUUCCGUGGAGCAGGAGGAGGCAGGAGAACGGAGGGAGCCUGUGCGGCCGCUGAGAGCCUGUCUAGCGACAACAAACAAUGCAUGCCAGUGCCAGCGCCCUGCGGACCCUCAUCAAAGGGGGCCGGGUGGUGAACGACGACUGCACCCAGGAGGCAGAUGUCUACAUCGAGAAUGGCGUCAUCCAGCUGGUGGGCCGCGAACUCAUGAUCCCCGGCGGGGCCAAGGUCAUCGACGCCACCGGCAAGCUGGUGAUGCCGGGGGGCAUCGACACCAGCACCCAUUUCCAGGAGACCUUCAUGAACGUGACGUCCGUAGACGAUUACUACCUCGGCACCAAGGCUGCUCUUGUUGGAGGUUCAACAAUGAUAGUUGGCUAUGUAUUACCAGAUAAAGAGACUUCACUUCUCGAGGCCUAUGAAAGAGCUCGAAAUCUUGCGGAUCCUAAAGUGUGCUGCGACUACUCUCUUCAUGUUGGUGUGACAUGGUGGUCUCCACAGGUACAAUGUGAAAUGGAAGAACUAGUGAAUGACCUUGGAGUGAAUUCAUUCCAAACAUACAUGACAUACAAGGACCAGUACAUGCUGCGGGAUAAUGAACUAUACCAGGUUUUUCGUGCAUGUAAAAGUCUGGGAGCCAUCGCUUGUGUUCAUGCUGAAAAUGGAGAUCUUGUUGCAGAGGGUGCAAAAGAAGCUCUUGAAUUGGGAAUCACUGGGCCCGAGGGAAUAGACAUCAGCAGGCCUGAGGAGGUUGAAGCAGAAGCAACACAUCGUGCCAUUACAAUUGCAAAUCGAACCCAUUGUCCAUUAUAUUUGGUUAAUAUCUCAAGCAAAUCAGCAGCUAAUAUCAUUGCUUCUGCACGAAUGCACGGCAAUAUUAUAUAUGGAGAAACAACCUUGGCACACACGACUCUGAAUGGAUCAAGCUAUUAUCACCCUGACUGGUCUUACGCUGCUGCCCAUGUUACUGCCCCUCCUCUCCGACUGGAUGCUAGCACUCCCAACUACCUCAUGAGCUUGCUAGCCAGUGAUACUAUUAAUGUUGUUGCUUCGGAUCAUCGUCCAUUUACUAUCAAGCAGAAAGCUGUAGGAAAAGAAGAUUUUACCAAAAUUCCUCAUGGUGUAACUGGAGUGCAAGACCGAAUGACUGUCAUCUGGGAGAAAGGAGUGGUCGGUGGCAAAAUGGAUGAAAACUGUUUUGUUGCAGUGACUAGUUCCAAUGCUGCAAAAAUUUUCAAUUUGUAUCCCAAGAAAGGAAGAAUUGUUCCAGGAGCUGAUGCUGAUAUUGUUGUGUGGGAUCCAGAAGCUACAAGAACUAUCUCUGUGAGCACGCAAGUGCAGGGUGGUGAUGUGAACCUCCAUGAGAACAUGCGAUGUCAUGGCGUCCCACUGGUGACUAUCAGCCGUGGUCGGGUUGUCUACGAAGAUGGGAUCUUUACAUGUGCCGAGGGAACCGGGAAGUUCUGUCCACUUCGACCCUUCUCUGAAUUUGUGUAUAAAAAGCUGAUACAGAGGGAAAAGAGUCUGAGUGCAAAGCCUGUGGAUCGUGCUCCAUAUGCAGGUGAUGUGGCGGUUGUACUUAAUACAAAAAAGGACAUGUCACUUCAUUCAGAACAAUCUCGUGUUACAACACGCCACAGUGGAGCGAGGGACUUGCAUGAAUCCAGCUUCAGCUUGUCCGGAUCCCAAGUUGAUGAUCACCUGCCAAAGCGCCCUGUAUCUAGAGUUCUGGCUCCACCUGGUGGUCAUUCUAAUGGCAUUUGGUAAAAGAAUUGCAUGCUGCCAACUGAAACCAACAAGUGAAACCAGAAUACAAAUGAAUAAACUCGCUACACACUGGGAACAUCUACAACAACCUCAGUAACACAGUAUUGACAUCUUAGGAAUGAACAAACAUGCAAUCUUUUUUGUUGUUUUAAGGCUUUUGCAAGAUGCGUGGAAUAUUAGAUCAUCACUGCAGGAAUUCGGUAACACCUGAAAAUUGUCUGUUAUAAAACUCAGAGAUCCAUUGACCGUAUUUUCAGCUCGGCUGCUGUGCAGAAAGUCCAUAAUUCUGCUGUAAUAAAUUGUGCACAAGCGAAAUGUUUUGUGUGUGCAUGAUGCAAUCGUACUUCAUAUCCUGUACAGGUUCCAUAAUUCGUUACUUCCAAAAAUUGUUGAAUACUUUGAAGGCAAUAUUUUAAAGUGUAUUAAUAUUUAAUGUCUCAACAUAAAUCAUAGUGUAAUUUAAGUUGGUGCACACUCGGGUUUUUUAAAAUACCAACAGUAUAUGCUGCUCUCAAUUUGAAAUUGACUGUUUAAACUGAUAAUUGUAUUUACAUAUAUCGAUUUUGGGCCGUUUGAUCAUCAUUUUAGGAAACAAAUAGAAAAUGUCAUAGUAGGUUCCUGAAUGUUAAUUAUAUAUAAUGUAUGCUACUUAUUUGUUGCAUAGAUGUCACUACUUAGUUUAUUUGGAAUGAGUACUAUUCUCCUUUUUAGAAGGUACAUCUUAAGUAUUUUGUGGCCAUUUGAGCAAAAUCAAAUAUAACUAGAGAAUUUUCAGUUAUUUUCCAGAAUUGUGGUUUAUGUGACUUCAUCACCUUAAAGGAUCUGUGCUUUACAUAUUGUGAAUGUAUAAUCCAACAAGGCAUUUGCGAAGAAUAUCUUUAUUUGGUGAAAACUUGAAAUUCAUUACCUCACACAUGCACUGAAGAGGAAUUGUACGGAGGAGAAAUGAAAUUGGAGAUUUACCUGAAACAUGAAAAUCAACGUAAUGAUAAUGGGCUAUUACUGUGCUGUAAUAUUCCAUGCAACUAAGCUAUCUGUGUGGUUUCCAAGUUGACAAUGUGAUUAUACUGUACACAAAUUCUUGAAGUAACUAAUUGAUGGUUGCUCUUUGAUUGUCUUCUUGAAGUAGAAAUAAUCUAUUUACAUUGAUGACACCAUUAGUUCCACCAAUUAUUCCAUAGCGCACACAAUUCUGUAACUCUUUUCAUGUAUAAUACCUUGAAAGUUAUGAAAUAUGACUUUCAAAGCUCAGUGGUUAUUUCAAGAAACGUGAAAUUUGUGAAAGCUUUUCAUCUAAAUUUAAAUAGUGGUGCCCGACCUACGACCACACAUACCCCUUAAAUAAUUUAAUCUAUUAUAAUUAAGCUACAUGUGUUUUACAUGUUUGCCUCAAUUAUAAAAAGUGCACAAAUUAAUGUGCAUUCUAAAGCAAAAUUAAAAUGAACUAUUAUACUUUUAUUGCAUAAAAGGCCCGAUUUGCUUGGAAUUUCACAGAUUUUGUUAAAAAUUUGUACCUUAAAUUAUAGAUUGCAGUUAAUAAGUUUUUACCUUGACAUUCGUCUCCUCAGUCCAUUUCCGUAUUUUAGUUUCGAAGAUUGCAUGCAGCAGACUCCUGUUGAUAAAAAGAUCUAUUGAAAAAAAUGUAAUUCCAAGCAGUGUUCUGAGGUUGAACUUGGUUGUAUUUGAUUUUUUUUUAAUGAUAUUAACAAUAUAUUAGGCCAUUUUUCCUAAAUGAACUAUAUACUUGCAUCUUUGGUAUAUUUUGAGUUUCGAUUAUUUUCCUCUUUCCAGGAAAAGGCAUUGCAGCAGACUUUAAAGUUAAUCAUUCGCAUUAAUGGAAAAAUUAAUAAUUUGCUUUAAUGAAGCAAGCUAAAAAUUGGGGAAAGUAACUUUCUUAUUUGUGCCAUAACAUCUGUUUUAAAUUGAUUUGCAUUUGUGCAAUGCUGAGUUAUCAUUUGGCUUAAAUAUUUCAUAAAUGUGCAUGUAAUGUUUAUUGCAAUUAUAAUAAUAAGUGGAAUGGUUCUUUUGACUUCUGUCAAAGUAAGGAUUGUGGCAAAUGACUGAGGUGUUAUCAAUACCCCUUGUUGUUAGGUUUAAAAAAAUCAAAUGGUCAUUUUAAUUUUUUUAACAACAUUUAUGGUCUUUAUUUUGUAAAGUACAAGUUUAUGAUUUAAUCAAAAUUUAAGGUGACCUUUCCUACUGCGGGAUUAUAUGCUUUAAAGAAAUCCCAUGUUAUUUAUUUUUCAUUAUAACAAUACACUAUUAUCCAAAGCUGAGCAGAAUUGUUGUAAUUUGGUCAGACAAAUGACAAAUGCAAUGAAUUUUUGUGUAAUUAAGGAAUGAAUUUACUUCAGUGUCCAGAAUUAACUUUUAUUAGUGAGUGAAGUUUUAGGAUAUUGUGACAUAGUGGGGAAGACAAAAUUAGGCAUGUAGUGAGGCCUGUAAAUAUGUUGUCUGUAAUAAGCACUGAUGAUUACCAUAGGAUUUUGUCAACAUGGAUAAAAUUUAUCAUCAUUUUAAUAUACAUUAUUUAUUAUUUAUAAAUAAUUUGAUCUUAAAUUCAGGCUGCUAAAAGUAUUUUAUUUGUUCCACUGAAAAUUUAUUAUCACUGAGCUGAUGAUCAUAGCCUUAAUGUGCUGCUGACAUGGACAGCAUAGGUUUUGUAUGUGUUGUGCCAAAUGUACGGAAAACUAGUUUCAUUACAGCAUUGCUGCCGCCUUAUAAUUGAUCUGUCAUAUGUGAAGGAAGCAGAGAAACCAUGUUUUCCCUGCUUUACUUCAAGCAUUAAAUAAGUGGCAUUUUUCACAAUGGUAUUUAAGAGAAGUUACCAAGUUGCACCAAAAAUGCAAGUUUUUUUAAAUCUUGAAAUUAGAAUAGUCAAUAGAAAGGUACAGGGCCAGAAGAGACUAUUAAAAUCCAUUAAGUCUCAGUUAUCAGAUUACAUGAUAUCUGCUAAACCCUGAAGAAACAUUUUUUAAUCAAACAUAUAUACAAUGUCAGUAUUUCUCAGAUUUGGCUGAAAUGUUGAAAUACAGUAGAUAUUCAGCAAAUAAAUUCGGUCAUUUAAUCUGAAGACAAAAUUCAAACUGCCUUUUAAAAAAAUAAAAAAAUAAACAAGAACAAUAUUUUGUCUUUUAAGUGUUUGAAUAAUUUUUUAGAUAACCAGGUUCUGCCACAAUUUGUGUUGACUUAUCAGGCGUGUUUGUAUUAACCUGAUUCCAUUCAGUUUACUUUGGGGGAAAUUACUAGGAAUGGAUAAGAUUGUUUUCUGAGCAUGCAGAAGAAAAAAAAUGAUAAAGCAAUAUAAUUUGGUGGAACCUUUUUUAUGGUUUCAACAAGCCUUAAGAUUAGCUCUGAAGAAGGGUUGCGACCUGAAACGUCACCCAUUCCUUCUCUCCAGAGAUGCUGCCUCUCCUGCUGAGUUGCUCCAGCAUUUUCUGUCUACCUUAAGAUUAGCAGGGUCAUUUUUACCUAACCAUUGUAGUUCUGGUUAAGGGCAUGAAGCUUUCCUAUCUUCUAAAAUGGAACAAUGGCCUUAAGAAUUGAUGCAGAUAGUCAUUAAAUUUAUAAAAUAGAACAAUUGAUGUGUGCUUAAUCCAAAUCCACUUGUUCUAUGGCUUCAAAAUCAAUUUGAAAAGUUUCCAAAACGUGAAAUUGUGUUGUGAAGAGAAAUGAACAGCUGCUUGCCAGAGACUAGUCUGAAGUGCAUGGAUAACUAACAUACACCUUCAGAUUAGUUGUUAAAGUGUGUUCGCAGUUCAGCCCUCUUUAUACGCAUUAAAGGUAUCCACAAGCAAUGUGAAUGUUAAUAAAAUAUGGACACUCCACCUGUUUUUCUAGAUAUUUUAAAUGCAAGUCACAGAUAAUAAGAGGCAAAGGUCUCUUCAUGAAAGUUCCAAAGAAGCACUUUUUUUCGCUGAAAUCCACAAUGUAGCUAUAGGCUGGAGACUUAAUUACGACACAGCAUAUGUUGAAUUAUAGUCAUUUCAAAUUUGCAGCCUUUUCAAGGAGUUAUCCCUCCAGGUGUUUACUAUCCUUUGAUUUUCAGCUCAAGCAGGAAAGAGACAGUUAGCUUAGAAAUAGCUGAAUUACUAUUUAGCAUUAUUAUUUAUAUGGAUGAAAAAUUAAUGUUCACAUUUUUUAUUGUAGCUUCUAAUCCUUUAAAUUGUUUGUUUUUAACAUUGUGCUUUUCCCAUGUUAAUUAAGGGCUAUUCGUCUUUUGGGGAUUCAUUGAGAAUCGCCUAUUUGUCACUUCCUGCACUUAGAAAUGAUUCUUUACCAUUGUGGGAUUUUUGAUACAAUUGAAAUGUUCUUAUUUCUUCAAAAUAUGAUGUCUAGGCCCUGUUUUUGUUGACUUCCAGGAAAAUGUUAAAAUCAGUGUUGGUUAAUAAUGCCAUGCUUUGUUUACCCAUGAAGUGGUCAUCCCUGUGAUUGCAUAUUUGUGGUAUGUUUAUUUCCAUUGUUAUUAAAAAACAAAAGAAAUAGUGAGACUUGUUUAUCACAAAAACAUUAAUGUUGAAUACCUGAUUUAAUAUAAAGAGGGGCAGAAUAUGAAGGGAAAUUUGUGCAUUUUGCAGCACAGUUCUAAAUGCAAUCAACAAAUUAGUCUCCACAGCUUUCUGAGGUAGAGAAUUCCAGUGCUUGACCAUCCUGAAGAAAUUUUUAUUUCUGAGUGCUAAAUGGCCUAUCCAUUAUUUUAAGACUGAUCUUUAUUCCAGGCACUUCAGACAGAGGAAACAUCCUCCAUCUUUCUAGUCAAGCACUCCAAUCAUUUUGUAAGUUUCAAUUAGAUCUCGCAUCUCAUUCUUCUGAAUGCAAGGGAACCGAGUUCUAACCUAUUCAAACUGUCCUUGUGUAAUAGAUCUGUCAUUCCAGGAACUGGUUUAGCUAAUCUAUGCUGCAUUCCCUCCAAAGCACAAAUAUCCUUUGAUUGGAGAGAAAAAGACAAAUUUGUACACAAUAUUCCAGAUGUUCUCGCCAACCCCUAUGACAUUAUAGGAAGAAAUUAUUGCUCUUGUAUUCCAAUCACCUUAUGGUAAAAGCCAGCCUUUACUUUCCUAAUCGCCUGCUGAAUCUACAUGUUUAGUUUUGUUUAUUGUCAAGUGUAGAGCGAAAAGCUUUUUGUUUCAUGCCAUCCAGUCAGAAAAAAGACUAUACAUGAUAAAAUUAAGCCAUCCCCAAUGUACAGAUACAGGGUGAAGGGUAUAACAUUUAGUGUUAUCUUUAAUUAAAUUGUGUCCCAGGUUCCUUAACAUUAUCUCCCUAUUUCAUAAUUUAGAAAACUAUUCAUUGUUUUCUAUUGAAUGAGAUAAUUGUGCUCCAACAUAACUCUAAGCUCUAUCAUAAUUUUCAUGAAUUUACAUUGCAUCCCUUUCAAAGUCAAACUGUCUUCUCUGCAUCUUAGAAGUAAAGAUCAACUUUCCAAAAGCUAUUUUGACUUUCAUUUGUAUUAUGUUUUUUUAACAGUAAUUUAUUUGCAUACUUCUAAAUCCCUUUACUCCUGUGCAGCAGCCAGCCUCUCUCCAUUAAGAAAACAUACUUUGUUUGAUCUGAAAUGAAUGAUUAUGUAACCAAAGAAUGAUGUUUCAAGGAUUUGUUCCCAUAUUCCAAUAGAGAAAUCACGUGCUGCCAAGAUGUUUAAAAGAAAAAGUGUCCUGCUAUAACAAUAACAAAAAUAACUUCUUUAAAAUUGACUUUCAAUCAGUCUGCAAGCCAAGAGCAGAAUCAUUAUGGGAUUUCCCUAAACAUUCUCACAGUAAUGGUGGAGGCCCGAGGACAACUUUGUUCUAUAGUUGGAAUCCUUGCGUGCACUAAGAAAAAAACUGAGAAGGAUACAUUUAGGAGUAAUAUACUUUCAUCCAGUUAUCUUGGUUAAUUAGAUUUUUAAACAUUUGAUGUUUUAAUAUUUACUCAAGGGCUACGAAUCCUGCUCUUUUUGUGAAAUUAUGUACUUGAGUCAUGGGUUCCUGCAAAUUAUUGAUCUGUAAAGUUUGAGUAUAUAUUUUGAUUUGAAAAUAAUUCCAUCUUGCCUCAUUUUCAUCCUUAUUUCUCUCCAUUUCUUAUAUUCCAAUCCACCAUUCUCCAAUAUAUAUUUUUUUCCCCUGAGUCCCCAUCUUCACUUUUAAUUUGAACCUGGUCUUCCAAUUUCAUCCUACUCUUCCCCCAAGCCGCUCUUCUAUGAGUUAAUAGGAAUUCCUGAAAAUUCACAGCUUCCAAUUCCAGGUACAAUUUCACAAAUAGCUUUAGCUGUAAACUCUCCCAAAAUAGAAAAAUGGUUUCCUACUUUGUCCUUUUAACAUUUUUAUAGAUUUGAUAAUGUAUUAAAAAAGUAAGAAAAAUAUGACGUUAAACACUCAUGGUUUUAAGGAAGUAUAUAUUUUUUAAAUCAAUUGUGGUUCUAAAAGUGGAGACACGAGGAACUGCAGGUGCUGGUUUGCAACAAAAAAAAAGACGUAACUUAGCGAGUUAGAUAGCAUCUCUGGAGAACAUGGAUAGGUAACAUUUUUGGUUGGGACCCUUCAGUCUGUAUUUCAGGAUGCUGAGUGACUCCAGCAUUUUGUGUCUUUUUCUGUUUCCAAAAGUGAUUGUCUUUUAGCUUUCCUAAUUUCUGCAUAAUAGCCAUUCAGGUUAUAGUAAUUUCCCCUUGGAGAAUUCACAAAUCACCAGUAAAUUUUUUUUGUGGAACUUUUAAUAAACAUUCCUGUCGCUUGGCCAGAAAAUUAAAUAAUGAUAAUGAUAUGAAUUUCACCCUUGUGUGAUUUAUGAUAAGUAAAUAAAUAAACACUUUUUAAACUUGUUUCUUGAUGUAUCUGCAGAUGACUUAGCUACCUGUUAUCGAAAAUCGCAAUAAGAACGGUUUUCCAGGAAUGCAACCCAAAUCUAUUAGAAAAACACAUUUCUCAGUUUGUCUUCUAACUCUCAGUAACCAUUCUAAAUUGGUAGCUCAACUUUAACUGCCCAACCUAUGCAGAUAGUGUUUCCUUGUUCACAGUGUCAAACUAUCUUAUUAAAUCUCUGAUCUGAUAUAAUCCAGUUAAAAUCGUGUUAAUACCUCAGACUUGUUCAAAUAUUGCAUUCAACUACACCUUGCCAGUUUGCAUUGAAUAGUUGAGGACUUGAAAAUCAAACCCUUUGAUGACAACUAUUGACACACAAAUUAAUAUGUAAUGCAUUACAGUUGUUAGAAUGGUACAAAGGAAUUGUACAAAGGAUCAAUUCUAAAAGCAAGUUUUUCAAGCAGGUUCCUGGCUCAAAACAUCACCUCUCCAUGUUCCCUGGAGAUGCUGCCUGGCCUGUUGAUUAACUCUUGCACUUUGUGUCUUUUUUAGUUUUAAAAGCAACCUUGGUUCAAGUUACUUGUAACACAAUUGAACAGGUUUAAGAACUAUAUUUAAAUCUUGUUAAGAGCACAUAAUUUAUUUGGUCUGCUCAGGAACUUCAAAAGGUGCUAAUAUAAUUCAUCAUUGUAAUAGGAAAUGGGACACAGGUGCUAAAGCAAAGAUGAAGUCACAUCCCAAAUACCAAAACGGAUUUUCUCAAAUAAUGAUAUCUCUUCAUACAAUGACAAAAAAAGUUUUCAGAGCAGUCCUUAACUUUUACUCAAAACAGUACAUCAGAACUUUCUGGAUGAAGGUUAGUUUCUGUGAUUGACAUGACUUGUUAAACCUGGUGAUGAAAAAACUAUGUAAAAAUAUUUAGGCAUACUUAGAUAAUUAGCCAACAACAAAACGGAUUGAUAUAAAAACAGCCUGUAAUUUUUACAAUGUCUACUUUUUUCAAUCAUUUUCACCCUCUUUGCAAGAAAUAUUAACUUUAUAGCAACAUUAAACACCUUAAGGUGAAAGAUUUCAACAAAAAGCAUGCAAAAGAGGGGAAAUUAAGUUUAAGUUUUAAUUUGCAUUAUACUUUCAUGAUGGCCUAAUUUGUGGAUUGUUUCAGGAUAUCAGUAAUGAUUAUUAUGAAACCAGAAAUUUUGGAUUCAAAACUAUGUCAAAUUGGAGAAACACCUGGACAUAAUAUUGGAAAAAAAUUUCUAUAUAUAUGUUUAAAUAUAUUAGUAAAACUAAAAUGUGACCUAAUUUAUGUUCUCGAUAUCUUAUUUUAUUAUUUCUGCACUUAUUAUUUGUGAACACUAUAAUUGACAUAAGAAUGUGGUAUAUGUGGACUAAAAUGAAUGGAGAUUAACAGUUGUAGUUUCUGUUGUAAGUGUUCUACAAAUUAGGCCAUUAUGAAACUAUAAUGCAAAUUAAACUAAUUUCCCCUCUUUUGCAUGCUCUGAGCAAAAAAAAUACUUCCUUUGCCUUGUCAUUAAUAAACACCUAGUUAUUCUGAAGCUUUAUCCCCUAUUUCUAAGUAAUACCAGAAGAAACAAUGUUUAAACAUCUACCAUUUAAAAAAAAAAAACCUUGAGGAUUUUAUGUUUCAGUAAAAUCAUCUCUGAAACUUCAAUAUCCCAAUAUAUAGGCCUACCUUGUUUAAUAAUGGUUCAUAUGUCAAGCCCUUCAUCCCAGUAUACAACCUAAUAAACUUUGCUUUGCUUCUGAUUCAAGGAUACCCUUUCUGUAAUAUGGACACCAAAACUGUACAACAUAUUCCUUAUAUGGUUUGCACCAGCCCUGAGAGGUUGCAUCAAAAUUCCCAACUUUUGUACUGCUUACCCCUCGUAAUCAAGGCCAAUAUUCAAUAACCUUCCUGAGUAGUUUUACCUGCAUACUAACUCUUUGUUAUGAACUAGGACCCAAUUCUGUUGUACUACUACAUUUUAUUGUCUCUAACCAAUAACUUUUACAUUUUUUCCUGCAAAGUACAAAACCUAUCAUCUUAUUUCAUGAUAGUUCAUUUCUCAACACUUUGACUGCAAAUUGUUUAAUUUUAUCCUGUACAAUGGAUUUAAAGUUGAUUUUUUAACCAAUUUUAAGGUCUAUAUCAACAUUCGUUAGUGGUUGCUUCAUUUGUUUCAACCGUGGGGAAUUUUUACAGUGACUGCAAAAUCUUAAUGUUAACUCUGCACUAUAAGCUUAACAAUUUUAGGCAAAUGUUAUGAGCUAUUAUGUAUCACAUAAUACUACUUUAGAUUUUCAGACUAAACCAUUUGUGUUUUUGUUAUGACAUUUUCCACUUGGAACCAGUUUGUUAAUUUUCACAUUUUUAGCAAUACUUCAAAAAUGCACCAUUUCCAAUGUUUUUGUCAGUGGUCUCUCAUAGCUACAGCUAUAUUUUAGCCAUGUUGGAUUUUAGGAACCAGGUUAUUUAAACCAUGUAUUGUUUGAGCAAAUUUCUGUUCCUUUAGUUGCUUUGAAGAAAACAUGGAAAACCACUCAACUAGGAUUUUGCGUAGUGAUUAAAAAAUGGGAUGUGCAGAUUUGCGUUUUUGUACUGUAAUGCUGUGGAGAAUUACGCCUUUGGCACUCUGUAGAAUAUUGUAGAAAACUAAAAUAUUGUUGUCAUUGUUAAGAAAGAAAACAUUUUGAUUUGAAAAAAAACGUUUAAUUUUACUUGUGAUAACUAAGCUUUUUAUAGUUAUUUCAUUGUAUUUGUGUGUGUGUAUACAUAUGUUUGUGAUAUUUAUGUAAAACAGUAUUAAACUUGUUUUGGAAUGUA
Molecule: messenger RNA, 11466 nt
Organism: Amblyraja radiata (thorny skate)
Lineage: Eukaryota; Metazoa; Chordata; Chondrichthyes; Rajiformes; Rajidae
Gene: dpysl5b
Product: dihydropyrimidinase like 5b
Exons: 12
Coding region: 181-1866 (561 amino acids)
Cellular component (GO): cytosol; cytoplasm
Molecular function (GO): hydrolase activity, acting on carbon-nitrogen (but not peptide) bonds, in cyclic amides
Source: RefSeq, a predicted model, not a curated record